AUGUCGUCCCUACAGCGUGACUGGCAUUUACAGGGUUCCCGGGGAUCGGUUUACUGCGCGAGUGAACCGGACCCAGCUGGUGGAGUCCAGUACGAGUCGGGAGGGUUCCUUCUCGACACAAAGCCAACAGCGCCCGGCGCCGGCGGUGGGGGUGGCGUGGGCGUGGGCGUGGGCGGUGGCAAUGGCGGCGGCCUCGAAUGCGGCUCCCUGUUCUCAGUGGUCUCCGCUCCGCCGGCUCCACUGCCCGACAUCGUUGAGCCGCAGCCGCUGUCCGAGCUGGAUGUCAAGCAAAUGGAAGCGCUGUGCCUGCCCUCUCCAUCCCGAUCCCGCUGCUGCUCGCCCUCGCCCUCGCCGAUCCGCCGACCCGCCACCCUCAGCCUGGACACGCCCUGCUGCCCGAGGACGCUGCACGCCAGCCUGCUGGAGCACCAGAUCUCGGAGCUGGAGGAGGACGACAAUGAGAACCUGCUGACCGUGUCCAGCAUCACGGCGCGUCCGCUGAUCGCCAAAUCGCACGAGCUGCGUAGCAGCCGGAAGUCAAGUUCCGGUACCGGUUUGAAUACGGCCCGGAGCAGGUGCGUCCGCCGGGCCAAGGAGCGUGAACGAGAGCGGGAUCGUGUGCCUUCCGCCAGUGCGAAGCGUAGCAAGCAGCUGCCCAAGGAUCGUGACUCCUCGACGACCACAACGGAAAGCGGUGGCGGCAAUGUGGAGCCACCGGACGGUGGCUACGGUUGGUUCAUUGUCUUUGGAGCAUUUUCCGUGCAGUUUUGGGUGGCGGGAUUGGUCAAAUCCUAUGGCGUGCUGUACGUGGAGAUAAUGGAAACAUUUCCAAGCUCAACCGCCACGGUGGCAUCUUGGAUACCCGCAAUUCUCUCGGCCCUGUGCCUGGUCCUGGCCCCUCUGUCGAGUGCUCUAUGUCAGCGAUUCUCCUGCCGGGCGGUGGUCUUUGUGGGCGGAAUCUUUUGUGCCAUGGGCAUGAUACUCAGCUACUUUGCCACCAGUCUGUUGCACUUGCUCUUCACCUUUGGCAUACUCACAGGAAUCGGCGGCGGUCUCUCCACCACACCGGGCAUCGUCAUUGUCUCCCAAUACUUUGAUAAGCAUCGUGCUCUGGCCAAUGGAAUCUGUGUUUCCGGCACCGCUGCCGGCAGCUUCAUUCUCCCGGUGCUGAUAAAGCAUCUGGUGGAGAGCUGGGGCUUCCAUGGCACCAUCCUCAUCCUGGGCGGUUGCAUGCUGCACGUUUGCGUCUCCGCCACUUUAUAUCGUCCCAUUAGUGCUUAUAUGGAUCAAGAUCAGGAUCAGGAGCAGGGACAGGAGGAGGAGACAGCGAAACCCCUGAAUGAGGAUAUUAAUCCCAGCACCACGGGCAUCCUGACCACCUCCACUUACUUGGACACCUGCGAGCUGGGCAGAGGCAAUGAGCUUAGCGACAAGUUCAUCGAGCAUCUGUUCCUGGAAGAGUCCAAGAAUCAUCUCAAUUACUAUUCCAGCAAGCCAGCUCAGGACAAAUCAGCUCAGGAGAGCGAUGACGAGGUGAAGGACAUUAUCGGGGAGACAACCUUCAUCAAGCCGAUGAAGAAGGUGCGCAGCUCCGGCCUGUUGCACUCUGUCGAGGAUCUGAGCACGGAUUCCACCUGGGUGUACCGCAAGCACUCUGGCACCGACUCCAAUCGAGGUAGUCGCCGGCGUCGCAAUGUCUUUGCCAAUGACGAGGUAAUCUCCAAGAUCCAGGCCCACCUGGAGAAGCCCCUUUCGCCGCCAAGUGUGGUCAGUCGUGGUCUGAGCAAAAGCAUGGAGAUUCCCACGCCGGUUAGCAAUCUCAGUGAACUGAAGCAACAGCCGCUGGAGCAGGCGGAGCACAGUGUCCUCACCGAUUCCCAGUUGGUGGAGUCUUUGGAUGGUGAUUGUCGCCGAGGAACUGCUGCCGAUGAGGACGAUGACGAUGAUGAUGACGAGGAGCAGGGACCACGAACCUGCUGUGAGCGGAUCGAGAUGUAUCUGGACAUCAGUCUGCUACAGGAGCCAAGCUUUAUCCUGAUGUGCCUAUCGGUCACCCUGAUGUCCGUUGGAUGUCCCUACAUGCUGUACUACCUGCCCGCCCAUGUCAUCUCCAUAGGCUACAAUAAAAGCGAGGCGGGCUACCUGGUGGCCAUCAGCGCUGUCCUGGACUUGUGUGGCCGCCUGGGUCUCGGCUGGCUAUCCGAUCUCCAACUAUUCGACCGAAAAAAGACGUACACACUGUGCAUUUUGGGAGCCGGCCUGGCCGUGCUCACGAUUCCCUUUGCCAAGACCCUCAUCCUGGUGGGACUCUCUGCGGCCGUCUAUGGCCUGUGCCUGGGUAGCUGGUAUGUCCUGAUGCCCGUGCUGCUGGCGGAUGUCUUUGGAACGGAUCGGAUCAGCUCUAGCUAUGGCCUGGUGCGCAUGUUCCAGAGUAUUGGGGCCAUCUCGGUGCCACCACUGGCGGGUCUGAUGAGGGAUCUGUCUGGAGACUACGAGAUCUGUUUCUACUGCAUGGGAUCCUGCAUGGUCCUGGGCUGUACGCCGCUGAUUGUGUGGUCCAUCCUGGAGGCACGUAACCAUCGGCUAUUCGUCCAGCGCGAGGACGAGGACGAGGAGGAGGACUGCGAGGUGGCCUAGGAAUUGGAUAUAUAGUUGGUUGCCCCCAUAAAAUUUAAUCGUGUUUUAGUAGCAAUCAAUUACUAGUUGAGUUCCUGAGUUUGCAGAGUUCGAAUGCCUCACCGAUAUUGCUGAUUCUACCAAAUACUAUCUAUCUACGAAUACUAUCUGUACGUUCUCAUUGGACCCUCACUCAUCACUCGCACCCACCACACACACACACUCGCUGUCUAACUAUCCUGUAUCCUGUAGCUUGUUAUCCUUGCGUUCUACCGAGCAUAUAUAAGGAUUUGUGAGAAGAAGAAACCAAACAACAACAAACCAACAACUGAGCACCACAAGUUGCGCAAAAAGAACUGAGUUUAAAAAGACAUGAACUACAAAAAAUACCCGUAUAUAACUUUAUAAUAUAAUAGUUACGAUCGUGCUACAUAGUAUUUCCAUGCCCGACUAGCAUAUACAUUAUGCAUAUAUGCAGACUAUAUAGUUGUAGGUUCGCAUGCCCAUAUCAAAAUCCAAAAUAAUCGGAAUCGGAGGCUUGUCUUCAGAACAUUGCAUUACAUUAAUCUAGACGUAAAUUAGUUGUUGUGAGACAUUUACCCAAAAAGCGAAUUACGAA
This is a messenger RNA of Drosophila serrata, 3235 nucleotides long. RefSeq names its product monocarboxylic acid transporter silnoon (gene Sln). Lineage: Eukaryota; Metazoa; Arthropoda; Insecta; Diptera; Drosophilidae. The record is from RefSeq and is a predicted model, not a curated record. Gene Ontology annotation, biological process: monocarboxylic acid transport; transmembrane transport. Gene Ontology annotation, molecular function: monocarboxylic acid transmembrane transporter activity.